CAGUACUAGCGAUUGUGAUACACGUAUUCUCUCUUCUCUUCUCCUCCUCAAGCCUCGAAAGAACUGAACACCACAAUAUCCAAUGGCUUCUCUCUCCAGCACCACCGCUCUCGCCCCUCCUCUUCCUCCACCCACAAUCUCCCGUCUCAGAACCACUUCAAUUCGUGCACAAUCCAUAUCCUUACCCGAUUCCGACCCGAACACCAAUUCUCCUCCAUCUUCUUCAAUUACCGGAGUAGAUAAACUACGCCACACAACAAUGGCGGUGACGGAUGAACGGACGAAGAGAAUAGCGAAGGAAGUGGAGAAGAUGAAAUCGAAGGAAGCGAAGGAGAGAAAGGAGAUGAAGAAUAGGAAGGUGGCGUCGCAGAAAGCGGUGUCUGUUAUACUUCGUAGAGAGGCUACGAAGGCUGUUAUUGAUAAGAGAAGGAGGAAAGGUCCUGUUAAUUCUAAGAAGCUUUUACCUAGAACUGUACUUGAAGCUUUACAUGAAAGGAUUGCGGCAUUGCGUUGGGAAUCUGCUCUCAAGGUUUUUGAACUACUACGUGAACAGCUUUGGUACAGACCUUACUCUGGUGUAUACAUCAAGUUAAUAGUCAUGCUUGGAAAAUGUAAGCAACCUGAUAAAGCUUUUGAACUCUUUCAAGCUAUGGUUGAAGAAGGUUGUGUUUUGGACUGUGAAUCAUACACCGCAUUGUUAGCUGCCUAUGGUAGGAGUGGUCUCUUGGAUAAAGCCUUUUCUCUUCUUGAGGAAAUGAAGAGUACACCUGGUUGUCAGCCAGAUGUCCAGACUUAUUCAAUCCUCAUAAAAUCGUGCUUGCAGAUUUCUGCCUUUGACAAAGUUCAGAGUCUUAUAUCUGACAUGGCCACUCUUGGUAUCAAACCAAACACAGUCACCUACAACACCCUUAUUGAUGCUUAUGGGAAGGCAAAAAGGUUUUCAGAAAUGGAAUCUACACUUUUGGAAAUGCUUGCUGAACAAGAUUGUCAACCUGAUGUAUGGACCAUGAAUUCAACGCUCAGGGCCUUUGGCAACCUAGGGCAAAUAGAAACAAUGGAGAGGUGUUAUGAGAAGUUUCAGGCAUCUGGAAUCCAACCAAAUGUUGCAACCUUCAACAUUCUCUUGGAUUCCUAUGGCAAAGCCCAUGAUUACACAAAAAUGAGUGCUGUAAUGGAAUACAUGCAGAAAUAUCAUUAUUCUUGGACAAUUGUGACCUACAAUAUUGUGAUUGAUGCUUUUGGGAAGGCUGGGGAUCUCAAACAGAUGGAAUAUUUGUUUAGAUUAAUGCGGUCAGAGAGAAUAAAACCUAGUUGUGUCACACUGUGUUCACUUGUGAGGGCUUAUGCACAUGCAGGUAAGUCUGAAAAAGUUGGCGGUGUCCUGCGUUUUGUUGAUAAUUCAGAUGUAACACUGGACACUGUAUUCUUCAAUUGCUUGGUGGAUGCUUAUAUGAGAUUAGAUUGUUUGGAUGAGAUGAAGGGAGUGCUUGAGAUCAUGGAACAUAAAGGUUGUAAGCCCGAUUUCUUAACUUAUAGAACAAUGAUUAAAGCUUAUUCAUCUAAGGGUAUGCAUAGUCAUGUUAAGGAGCUUAAAGAGCUCCUCGAAACAGUGAAGAAACCUCCUUUAGAAAGAAACAAACCUGACUUUUGAUGAGAAGAUCUACUGAUAUUUUUGCUUCGAUAUGUUUGGCUUUCUACGAUCUGUUUAUUUGUGCAUAUGUUGAAUAUAUCUAGUGUAGUUGAGUUUUUUUUUUCUCUUCCUUUUCUUAGUUUUAUAGUUUGUCAGUUUAGGAGGAAAGAGACAGAAGAAAAUAGGGGCAGGAAAAAUGAGAGUAAAAGUGUAAAAUCACUAUAUUAAGAAAGGGAGGAAAAUAGAGAGGAAGUAAAAGGAAUGAUAUAGGUUUAGGGUCAAAUUUAUUUACUCUGGCCUUACAGAAAAAAUGGAAUUCAAAAUGUCAAUAUUACUAUUUUUGAUUUCAUUUCCAUA
Messenger RNA from Lathyrus oleraceus (garden pea), 1987 nucleotides. Its product is annotated as pentatricopeptide repeat-containing protein At5g48730, chloroplastic. Bases 83 to 1651 code for a protein of 522 amino acids. Lineage: Eukaryota; Viridiplantae; Streptophyta; Magnoliopsida; Fabales; Fabaceae. The record is from RefSeq and is a predicted model, not a curated record. Gene Ontology annotation, molecular function: mRNA binding; protein binding. The transcript is spliced from 3 exons.